This is a messenger RNA of Aspergillus oryzae RIB40, 345 nucleotides long. Its product is annotated as Clr5 domain-containing protein. NCBI's taxonomy places the organism in Eukaryota, Fungi, Ascomycota, Eurotiomycetes, Eurotiales, Aspergillaceae. The transcript is spliced from 3 exons. The record is from RefSeq and is a predicted model, not a curated record. The coding region runs from base 1 to 345 and encodes 114 amino acids.
AUGAAGAACACAAUCCCAUCAGACGUGUGGGAGAGGAAGAAAGCCUUGAUCGCUAAGCUAUACAAGGACGAAGAAUGGCCUCUCAAACAAGUCAUCAAGCAAAUCCGAUCCGAUGACUUUAACCCAAGUGAGACUCAGUUGCGGAGUAGGUUAAAGAAAUGGCGUGUUACCAAACCAUCUCGCCAGACUCGGAAGAAGUCUCAGGAUAACCAACAGGACGUCAAUGGAGAUAGCAGUAGCCACGAGGCAGGGUCCCCAAAGGAUGAGAUUCCAAUUUCUCCUAAGACCCAGUUGUAUUCGACACAAAAAGAAGCUACAGGAUUCUUCCGUGCUAGUUAUCUCUAA